This is a messenger RNA of Menidia menidia (Atlantic silverside), 3920 nucleotides long. NCBI's taxonomy places the organism in Eukaryota, Metazoa, Chordata, Actinopteri, Atheriniformes, Atherinopsidae. The record is from the annotation of a GenBank genome assembly.
ACACUUUUUACCUAUUCAGAUAAAUAAUUAUUCUCAGUAUUACGACUUAAUGUCUAUUAAGUAUAUAAACCCUCACUGAUUAACCUAAUUAUACAAUUAUUCAAGACUAUAUAAUUAAAUGUGAUGCUUAUCCCCCUCCAACAAGGACCAUUGCAUUACGAAAUUACAUCGUAUUCAGAACUGUGUGAUCUGAGUUAUACCAAUUGGUGUUGUGUGUUAGCUAGCUUUGACUUUUAUGCUGUAGUUCACUUUCUUUUUUAACAAUAUCACCAUGUCGGUGGCUUUUGCACCUCACAGACAGCGGAAGGGUGAUAUAACACCCGCUGGAAUACAAAAGUUACUUGAUGAAAACAACCAGCUGAUCCAGUGUAUAAUGGACUUCCAGAGUAAAGGCAAAACCGCUGAGUGUUCACAAUAUCAGCAGAUGCUGCACAGAAAUUUAGUGUACCUGGCCACGAUAGCAGACUCCAAUCAGAAUAUGCAGUCUCUUCUACCCGCUCCACCCACUCAAAACAUGCCUAUGGGCCCUGGUGGCAUGAACCAGAGUGGACCCCCCCCUCAGCCCCCUCACGGUCACAACAUGCCCUCUGAGGGUAUGGUCAGUGGUGGGCCUUCAGCCCCCCAUAUGCAGAGCCAGAUGAAUGGACAGAUGCCUGGGCCCAAUCAUAUGCCCAUGCAAGGCCCCGGGCCAGGCCCCAACCAGCCUCCGAACAUGCCCAGUGGCUCUAUGAAUAUGCCCCCCAGCAGCCAUGGCUCAAUGGGUGGUUACAAUCACACAGUCCCUUCUUCUCAGGGCAUGCCAGUUCAGAGCCAAAUGAAUAUGACCCAGGGCCAACCCAUGGGCAACUAUGGGCCUCGACCAAACAUGAACAUGCAGCCAAACCAAGGCCCAAUGAUGCAUCAGCAACCUCCAACACAACAAUAUAACAUGCCUCCUGGUGGGGGUGGGCAGCACUAUCAGGGCCAGCAGAACCCAAUGGGCAUGAUGGGCCAGGUCAACCAGGGGAAUCAUGUCAUGGGACAGAGGCCGAUGCCGCCUUACAGACCUCCACAGCAAGGACCCCCUCAGCAGUAUCCAGGGCAGGAAGACUACUAUGGGGACCAGUACAGUCACGCAGGACAGGGGGCCUCAGAAGGUAAUGCUCAGUACGGCCAACAACAGGAAGCUUACCAGCAAGGCCCACCGCAACAGCAGGGCUAUCCUCCCCAGCAGCAAUACCCCGGGCAGCAGGGCUAUCCACCACAACAACAGGGCUACGGUCCGACACAAAGUGCCCCUGGACACCCGGACCCCCCCAGGCCCAACAGCAGCGCCCUUACGGUUAUGACCAGGGGCACAUGAGGAAAUAAAGAAGCGGGGAUUUGAACCCCUGACUAGCUCUGUAAGAAGCAAAGGGCCAGUACGGAAAUUACCAGCAGUGAGAUGGUCACAGCAAUCCACACAGCUCUCCUCCAACAAAUGUCUGAGUUUUGACCUUUGGUCAACUUCAAAGCAGAGUUCAAUUAUGAUUUCGGCUCAGUUUUCCCUUGGACACAAACGCAAAAUACUCAAGAAUACAAGAUACAUUUCCCCCUCUGUUACUCUUGCCUGUAAAAUUUAUUCCUGUUUAUCAUUCAUAUUGACAUGGUAAUUUAAAAGUUCAUGACUCACUGACUGCUCCGGUAUAUCUCAAGCAGCAAUGCCUUAAAAAUGGAACUGCCUUAUCCUUUAGCAUUGCAGAUUGUGAAACGGGCUGACAAAAUUUGGAAUAACAAAUGACUAAAACGUAGUUGCAAUCUACUAUGGUGCAUUGUUUCUCUUUCCUUCAGUUCCCUUUCAUAAGAAGCAAUAAUGCCAGCAGUAGGGAAUUAUGAGGGGACUUAAAGAUGAAAUGAUUCAAAUGUACCUGGUGUACUUCCAGCUAGGCCAUGGUACAUGUCUUGAUGUAUGUGAUGUAAAAUAAAUAUUUUAUGCUUUUUAGAUCAAGCUAACUUUGUAUAAGACAUGAAACUAGUACUAAAGCUGUGUUGUUUAUUUCAAAUGUGUAUGUGUCUGUGAUUUUUAAAACCAUCUUUUUUGUUUUUGUUUCCAUGUUCUUUAUUAACAAUGAAAACCCAUCCAGCACAUUUGUUCAUUUUUUGUUUCUGAAUUGUGUGACCAUUAUCUUGGACCCGCUUUGUCAGUGACAUUGACUGUAUGAAUUCUUCAUGAAAAAAUAAAAAGCUAUUUGGCAUGCUGAAAUUCCUUAAAGAACAAAUAUUAGCUCCAUAUCUGGAAAUUAGAAAUAUUUGAAGGCCUGAUAAUGCAUAGUCAUGAGUCAAAUUUGUAUAAUGCCUUUUUUUUUUUCUUUCCUCAGUAUCUGACAGUAUAAUGGCUGUAGGACUGUAAAGUUGUUCUCAGAGAGGUCAUAUGUAGCAGAUGCCACUAUAGAUUAUGAGCUAAAGCCCUAAGAUGGCCUUUUUCCACUUGAAACAUCUCCAUUUUGUCCAUUGACUGCAAACUGGUAAAUAGAACAGAUAAAACUUGGUAUAUUUCUGACGUGAUUUUUAUUUUUAUUUUCUUUAGUCAGCAAUGUUAGUUGGUGAGUUGACGAUGCUGGAAUCUUGUCUCCCCUUUGAAUAAACAUCUAAGUUGAUGUCAUUUAGUGUUGUGUGUGAAUAAUAAACAUAGUUACUGUCAAAUAUGUAACAUAAGAUGUGAAAAUAAUGUUCUGAAAUGGAUUCCUUCACAGUAAAGACUGGUUGUGCAGUUUUAUAUCACUGGCUUGAUAUCUGUAUUAUGGUGCAUAUUUUAUUGAUCCCAUAUGUACAGCAGCAUAAGGAAGCAGAAUUCAGUAUCCUCUGGUAUUGUUUAUAUGUGCUGUUUUAAUAUUUUACAUGUCGCACCCCAUUCAAGUGGUGGUCACAUUUGUGUCAUGUUAAUGUAAACUGUACAUUAUAAUAAAUUGGAAGACUCUUUAAUAUAUUUUGUGUGUAAUUAAUAGCUUUGGAUGUUUUUUUUUUUUAUUAACAGGCUACGGACACAAAAAAUGUCCAAAACAUUCAUCUUGACGGCAGAACAAACUCAAGGCUGCUAGAGCUGUCAUAAUGUGACAGAAUGAUGUAAUUGUUUUGUCUUCAUCUUCGAUCUGGCGGAGAGUUUCCAGCUGAUAAUGACCCUGCCCUGCUCAGCAGCACGCCUGCUUUGUCCAGAUGCAUCCAGAGAGGUCCAGAGCACAUUUACACCCAAAAUUACCUUCCGUGUCCCUCUUUCCUCCUUUGCUCCCACCAGAGAGGGAGAGGGACUACCUGUCACAUCGCGGGGAGCGAUGCAGAUGGUGCACCAGAUGUGUGGCCAAAGUAUCUAAUGACGGAGUGGGGUGUGGUGUUAAGAGACCCACAGACUGCUCGGGUCUCCUCAGCACAGGCCGGGACUAUGUGCCUGUAAAAUUCUGGUGGACGGAGAUAGAUAAAGACACGCAGUGUGGAUGAACUUUCUAAGUGUGUUAUCUGUAUUCAUAUUCGAUAUGUGCAUACGUGCACAUUGCGUGUCCCUGUUUGGGAUGUUGUGGCUUCGCCCAGUCACCCCACACCACCCUGCUGCUCCACAGCUGGCUGCCCCACCCUUCCCAGCUGCCACUGGGGCUCCCCCCGGCCCCUGCUCUUGGCAGAGCCCGCGUUUUGGGCGCUCCCCCACCAGUCCUCAUUGGCAGCUGCUGCCCUCAGCUGUGCUCUUGCAGACGGUAUUGGGGUCGGACAAAGUCACUCCUCCUGUGACCGUGUCUGGGACCAUUGUGGGAGGAUGAAACGGUGGCAAAGAGACUGCUUCUUACAAAAAAAGAUUCUUGGAUUUAUGUCGACGAGCACAAAGUGGCUUUGAUAGGAACGGACAAACCGCCGGAAAUGUUUGAAUGUAUGUGACGACACCAAUACUGUUGAGUAUCAUCUUAAAUUUAAUGAAA